AAGGCAAUACAUUAUGGGUGGCAUGUGCAUACUACACAACAGAUGUUAUUUAAAGUAGCACGAGGUUAGAACAACUGCAUAUACCACAAGAAUUCCGUCUUGAAGAGCUUGAAACUGUGAGUUAGAGCAAGAUGGAAGUGGUACUCACUGUAAUUUAUAUGAUUCUAGCUUUUGCUUUCUUCAAGUCUCUGUUUUUAUUUUCACGGAGAGGCAAGAAACUCCCCCCUGGUCCAUUUCAGUUACCUAUCAUUGGUAACCUUGCCACACUGGGAGAUCUGCCCCAUCAGUCUCUCGCCAAGCUUGCGGACAUCUAUGGCCCAAUCAUGCAUCUCAAAAUGGGAUGCUUAGAUACCAUUGUCAUUUCUUCACCAGCCAUAGCUCAACAAGUCCUUCAGAAGCAAGACAUUAUCUUCUCUAGGAGGUUCAUCCCAGACGCGAUCUUUGCCUGCGACCAUUUUAAAUACUCUGUUGCAUUUUUACCCGUCAGCCCUCUGUGGUCUAAUCUCAGGAAAAUAAUCCAUUCAAAUUUGUUUUCAUUUAACAAGUUGGACGCAAAUCAGCAUCUACGUAGUAGCAAGGUGAAUGACCUUAUUGGAUACGUUAAAAAGUGUAGCCAAACUGGAGAGGCAAUAGAUAUUGGUCGGGCUGCUUUUACGACUUCCCUCAAUCUUCUAUCAAACACUAUAUUUUCAAAGGAUAUGGCAGACCCUUCUCAGGAUUCAUCUAAAGAGUUCAAGGACCUGGUAUGGAAUAUUAUGGCUGAAGUAGGUAAGCCUAAUCUGGUUGAUUUCUUUCCUGUGCUUAAGAAGAUGGACUUGCAAGGUGUAUACCGCAGAAUGACAGGUCAUUUUGAGAGUAUACUAAAGCUUUUGGAGGGUUUGAUCACUGAGCGAAUGGCUUUAAAGAGGUCAGGCACUCUUGCAGUGAACAACGAUGCGCUUGAUGAACUAAUCAAGAUCUCUCAAGGCAGCCCUGUCGAAUUUGACAAAACUCGUAUUGAACACCUUCUCCUGGACAUAUUUGUUGCAGGAACAGAUACGACUUCGAGUACUGUUGAGUGGGGAAUGGCGGAGUUACUGAGAAACUCAGAAACGAUGGUGAAGGCAAAAGCAGAGCUAGACAAAGUACUGGGAAAAGGAAAGAUUCUUGAAGAGGCUGACAUUACUCGAUUGCCUUAUUUGCAAUGUAUCGUGAGAGAAACUCUAAGGUUACACCCUCCCAUCCCUUUCUUAUUACCGCGCCAAAUAGCAGAGGAAGCUGAAGUGAAUGGCUACACUAUACCAAAGAAUUCACAAGUUCUAGUCAAUGUAUGGGCGAUUGGGCGUGACCAAAGUUCAUGGAAGAAUCCCCUGUCAUUUUAUCCGGAAAGGUUCCUGGAUUCAGACAUUGAUUUAAAAGGCCAAGACUUCGAGCUGAUUCCAUUCGGUGCAGGGAGAAGGAUAUGUCCAGGGAUGUCUCUGGCAUCGAGGACGGUGCCUGUAGUGUUGGGAUCCCUCAUAAAUUGUUUUGAUUGGGAGCUUGAAGGUAAGAUUUCGGCAAAUGAACUAGGCAUGGACGAGAAGUUUGGGAUCACUCUGGGAAAGCUGCAUCCACUUUGCGCCCUAGCAACUUCAGUCCCUGUCUGAUUUUAACAUCAUAUAGUCGGACUCGUAUUUGUUUGUUUUUCUAAGAAACUGAACGAGUUGAAGAUUUUUUAGAUGUUGACAUUAAAGAAACACUUGCAUGUAUUUCAAAUUUUCUA
This is a messenger RNA of Daucus carota subsp. sativus, 1741 nucleotides long. Its product is annotated as geraniol 8-hydroxylase. Gene Ontology annotation, molecular function: heme binding; iron ion binding; monooxygenase activity. NCBI's taxonomy places the organism in Eukaryota, Viridiplantae, Streptophyta, Magnoliopsida, Apiales, Apiaceae. Bases 132 to 1625 code for a protein of 497 amino acids. The transcript has 2 exons. The record is from RefSeq and is a predicted model, not a curated record.